Poeciliopsis prolifica (blackstripe livebearer) is the source of this 3525-nucleotide messenger RNA. Its product is annotated as extracellular calcium-sensing receptor. Lineage: Eukaryota; Metazoa; Chordata; Actinopteri; Cyprinodontiformes; Poeciliidae. Bases 4 to 2568 code for a protein of 854 amino acids. The transcript is spliced from 11 exons. Gene Ontology annotation, biological process: G protein-coupled receptor signaling pathway. Gene Ontology annotation, molecular function: G protein-coupled receptor activity. Gene Ontology annotation, cellular component: membrane. The record is from RefSeq and is a predicted model, not a curated record.
ACCAUGUCCCUGCUGGCCCAGCUCUUUGCUCUCUGGCUGGUGGGCAGGCAGCCGGCUCAGACGCUGACCUGCUCCCGGUGGGGGACACCCAGCGGCAGCGGGUUGUUUGAGGACGGGGAUGUAAUCAUCGGCGGGCUCUUUAACCUUCACUACAUGCCUCCUGUCAAGGACCAGAGGUUCACUCUGGAGCCAGACAACAAGCCCUGCACUGGUUUGCUAAACCUGCCACUGCAGUACAUCUAUGCGAUGGUGUUCGCUCUGGAGGAAAUCAACCACAGCUCCGCCUUGCUGCCGGGCGUGAAGCUGGGUCACCAUAUCCAUGACGGCUGUGCCCUCCCUGCUUGGGAGAUGCAGGCUGCGCUCUCGUUGGUCGGCGGAGACGCGCCGAGCUGUAACUCGGAUCAGGAGGGAACAGAAGUCGGAGCGGGUGAACGGCGUGUGCCUCUGAUCAUUGGUGGCUCCUCGUCCAUAACAGCCCAGAUACUGUCCAGACUCCUGGGACCACUUUCUGUUCCUCUAGUGAGCUACACAGCAAGUUCUCCAAGUUUAAGUGACAGGCGGCAAUAUCCUAAUUUCUUCAGAACCAUGGCCAGUGAUAUCUUUCAAGCUCGUGCAAUUGCUCGGCUGGCUAUGAAGUUUAAUUGGACCUGGGUUGGAGCAGUGGUGGCCAACAAUGACUAUGGCCUUAUGGCAGUGAAGGUCUUUGAGGAGGAGAUUCGGGGGGCCGCGGUUUGCCUCUCCUUCGUGGAGACCCUCCAGAGAGAAAACAUUGAGAGCGACGCCAGACGGGCGGCGCUCACCAUCCAGGCCUCCACUGCCAAGGUGAUUCUGAUCUUCACCUGGUACACGGACGUGAUGGAGCUGUUCCUACAACUGGAGAAGCUCAAUGUGACUGACAGACAAUUCCUGGCAAGUGAGGCUUGGAGCACCAGCAGGGAUCUUCAGCAAAGCACCUUCUCACGUAAAGUGGCGAGAGGCGUCCUCGGCAUUGCCAUCCGGAGCUCCCCCCUGCCUGGGUUUGGGACUUUUGUUCGGGGUUUAAAGCCGUCGCUUCGCCCGAACGACCAGUUCCUAAAGGAAUUUUGGGAAAAGGAAUUCGGAUGCAGUCCUGGGACUGCGGCAGCUCCGUCGUCUUCUUCUCUUCCACCCUGCAAUGGCACAGAGAGCCUGUGGGACGUGGAAAACCUUUUCACUGACGCCUCCCAGCUGCGGGUGACGUACAACGUCUACCUCGCGGUCUACGCUGCAGCCCACGGCCUUCACUCCCUGCUCUCCUGCCCCCCUCCAGGACGAAACGCCGCCUGCUCGCUUCACGCUCAAAUCAAACCCAGGGAGCUGAUGGAGCACCUCAGCAAAGUGAACUUCACCACCCCGCAGGGCGAAGCGUUUUAUUUCCAAGGUGCCGACGUCACGGCGAAGUAUGACCUCUUGAACUGGCAGAGCGGCCCCGAGGGAGAGGUCGACCUUGUUUUGAUUGGUCGUGUGGACGGCUUUGACCUCCACCUUAACGAGUCUGCCAUCCAGUGGAGCACAGGGUCCAGUCAGGUGCCCAUUUCCGUCUGCAGUGAGAGUUGUCCUCCUGGUACACGGAUGGCCACCAGGAAAGGGGAACCCAUCUGCUGUUUUGACUGCUUUCCAUGUGCUGAUGGACAGAUUAGCAACACAACUGGUUCCACUCAGUGCGAUCGUUGCCCGUCUGAGUUCUGGUCCAACGCCGAGCACACCGCCUGCAUCCCUCGCCAGCUGGACUUCCUUUCCUUCGAUGAAACUUUGGGCAUCACCCUCACAGCAGCGGCUGUUUCCGGUGUCACGAUGACCACUGCUGUGCUCGUGGUGUUCCUUUACUACCGCCAGACGCCGAUGGUACGAGCCAACAACUCGGAGCUCAGCUUUCUGCUUCUCCUGUCGCUGAAGCUCUGCUUUCUGUGCUCGCUGGUUUUCAUCGGCCGGCCCUCGGCGUGGUCGUGCCGGUUCCAGCAGGCGGCCUUCGGGAUCAGCUUCGUCCUCUGCAUCUCUUGCCUUCAAGUCAAGACAAUUGUGGUCCUGGCCGCGUUCCGCUCGGCCCGGCCCGGCGCCGAAGCCCUCAUGAGGUGGUUCGGUCCAGGACAGCAGAGAGGAAGUGUCUGCCUCUUCACAUCCGUACAGGUUGUCAUCUGCAUUAUUUGGCUGUCACUGAGCCCCCCAGAGCCUCGACCCAACUUGAAGAUCCCGGGUCUGCAGGUGACCCUGGAGUGCGCCAUGGCCUCCGUGGCGGGUUUCUCUCUGGUGCUGGGCUACAUCGGCCUCCUGGGCUGCACCAGCCUCCUUCUGGCCUUUCUCGCCAGGAAGCUCCCCGACAACUUCAACGAGGCCAAGCUGAUCACCUUCAGCAUGCUGAUUUUCUGCGCCGUCUGGGUGGCGUUUGUCCCCGCUUACGUGAGUUCGCCUGGAAAAUACGCGGUGGCCGUGGAGAUUUUUGCCAUCCUGGCCUCGAGUUACGGUUUGCUGUUCUGCAUCUUUGCUCCAAAGUGUUUCAUCAUCCUUAUGAGGCCAGAGAAAAACACCAAGAAGCAUUUGAUGGCAAGAUAGUCAUUUCAAAUGCAAUUUUAUAUUUUGUAGAUUUGUUCUAAAGAAGUAUGUUUUUUUUUCUUAAAAAGCUUAAAAUAAAAAAGUUUACUUAUAAAACUUUGUUUUAUAAGUUGUUUAUGCUCUAUUGUGUCAUUUAAAAGGUUUUGUUUUUCCAGAUGUGGCGCAGAAUGUUUGAAGACCUGUAAUAAAUUAUCGUAAUUUAAUAAAAAUAUGUUUUGAUUCAUUCAGUUUAAGUAUGUGUGCCUUUGAAUACAUAUUUUUAUGUUAAAAUGUUUUUGCUAAGAGUCAAAGGGGAGGAUAAAAGCAUGCUAAUUAGAACUUUUACACAUGACCACAUGUCAUUGGUCAGUAUCUUAUUGACAAUUCUCUUAGAUUUUGAUGCUACAGCAUCCACAUUGAUUUCUUUAUUUAAAAUUUGUAAACUAAUGACCAAAUUAUUUGCAUUUCAGUAGUGUAAAGAGCCAGACUUCUGACAAGCAGAUCAGGAACUUGACUUUUACUCUCUGAUCAAUUUAAAGUCCUCUGCUGCCAUCUGCUGGUCAGACACCAAAAGUGCUUUCAAAAAGGUCAAUAGGGUUCUUUCUCUCCUUACACAGAAUAAUUGGACCAGUGCAGACCUUAACAUUCAUUCUAACUUUUACAGGUAAUUUUUGACAAUUGUGUUAAUGCAAUAUGUCUGAUUUGUAAUAACCGUGUAAUGAUACAUGCAUGUUCUGUGCUUUUUAAAGAUUUCACUUCUGUUGUGCUAAAAGGAAAACUUUUUUAUGUCAAAAAUGUUUUGCUAAUUUGCUAAAGAGGCAUGAUUAUUACAAUUAUGUUUCAUUUAUACCGGUUUAAAGAUGUUCUAUGCUAUUUGAAGAUUUUGCUUCAGUCGUGCUGGCUUGUUUGAUUUUGUUUCAUUGUGGAAUGUAAAUUACUGCAGUUUGUCGAAGAACUUACAAUACAGAGAUUAAACAA